CACAGAUCCUCAUCUCUCUUAGGCUAGUUUAGACUCCGCCGGAGUAGCCACCGUACUAUCUGGCCGUUGUCUUCAGUGUGCCAGAUUUUACUCUGGUUUAUUAUAUUCAUUCACUUCUUAUUCGCGGGUUUGACAAGUUCUUGAGCCGUCCUAUGCUGUGCUGAGUGCACUCAAGCCAGUGUUGUGCUAGUGUCCUUCAACAGCUGUUGCUGGUUAGCGGAGUAGACAUGGCCCAGGCCGUCAGUGCCGCUUGCUCUGUCUCCAUAGGCUACGCGUCUGUUGAGAGACGCAGCGAUCCCAUUAGCCAGAGUAACAGAUUCUCGUCUUGUGCUGCUGUCCGCGGGAACGGCAAAUGGAUUAAGCCUGGUUCAAGCUCCAUGACAUGGCAACGCCAAGUCAUGAAAGCAUCGUCCGUAGGAAGGUUGCACGUGGUGAAUUCAGCAUCCACAGAACCUCCGGCUGCUGACUCGGGCGAGAAGAAAUCGCGGAAGAGGAAGACUGGCCGGGGGUCUCGGAUCAUCGGAACAGGCUCGGCGGUGCCAGCGAAGGUCGUCACCAAUGAUUUCCUCGCAUCCCUGAUGGACACGUCAGACGAGUGGAUCUCCACCCGUACCGGCAUUCGGAACCGCCAUGUCCUUUCGGAGGACGAGACGAUGACCGGCCUGGCAACGGAGGCUUCGAGGAAGGCUCUGGAGAUGGCAGGCGUGGACGCGGCUGAUGUGGACCUGAUCAUCUUCUGCACGUCAACCCCGGACGACAUCUUCGGCGGGGGCUGCCUGGUUCAACGUGACCUGGGCUGCAAACGGGCUGUGGCGUUCGAUCUCACUGCGGCGUGCAGUGGCUUUGUCCUCGGCCUCGUCACCGCAUCCCGGUUCAUCCAAGGAGGGGGCUAUGAGCGCGUGCUUGUGGUGGGGGCGGACGGGCUGUCCCGGUACGUGGACUGGUCGGACCGGGGCACGUGCAUCCUCUUUGGGGACGGCUGCGGGGCCGUGCUGGUGCAGGCUGCAGCAGAGGGCGAGAGCGACGGGCUGCUGGGGUUCGACAUGCACAGCGACGGCUACGGCUCAAGGCACCUGCAUGCGUGCUUCAGCGUGACGCCAGCCCCAGAAGAGAGCGGGUCCAUUGCAGGGAGGGCUGUCGCCACUCCCAUCAUCAUGAACGGAAAGGAGGUCUACAAGUUUGCUGUCACCACCGUGCCCCAGGUCCUACAAGCAGCGCUACAGGAGGCAGAGCUCUCGUCAGACGACAUUGACUGGCUUCUCCUGCACCAGGCCAAUCAACGGAUAAUGGAUGCCGUGGCAACAAAAAUGCAUAUUCCUUACGAGAAGGUGAUUUCAAAUGUGGCCAGUUACGGUAACACGAGCGCAGCAUCGAUCCCCAUUGCCCUCGAUGAAGCUGUGCGCAGCGGUAAAGUGAAGCCCGGGGAUGUUGUUGCAACGGCUGGUUUUGGAGCUGGCCUUACAUGGGCUUCUGCAAUCGUUCGCUAUGGGUAGGCCAAGCCAACGUGAUAUUGAUAGAUGUGGUUUACGGAUUCUACCAAUUGUGAUAGCCAUUGAGACCACAAUAUUUUCAUAUCUUGCCCUGUUGACCUUGCCCAUUGCAUUGCCCACUAGAUGGAAAUGAACCUUCCCAGAUCCG
Messenger RNA from Closterium sp. NIES-67, 1638 nucleotides. The record is from the annotation of a GenBank genome assembly. Lineage: Eukaryota; Viridiplantae; Streptophyta; Zygnematophyceae; Desmidiales; Closteriaceae.